Molecule: messenger RNA, 1478 nt
Organism: Sitophilus oryzae (rice weevil)
Lineage: Eukaryota; Metazoa; Arthropoda; Insecta; Coleoptera; Curculionidae
Gene: Kua
Product: transmembrane protein 189
Exons: 5
Coding region: 363-1313 (316 amino acids)
Molecular function (GO): oxidoreductase activity
Source: RefSeq, a predicted model, not a curated record
AUUUAAGAUAUCGUGAAUUUUAUGUUUUUUGAGUAUUUAAAUUUAAAAUAAGCUCUGUUAGGAAAAAAAGGAAAGUGUUAAUGGAAAGUGUUAAUUAAUGUACCAAUUAACUAAAAUUAAACUCGGAAAAAGUGAAAUAGCAUCCUAAUGUUAAUAAAAACCAUCAACAAUAUUUGUUAUAACACAAAACAUCGUAAAAUGCUACACAGUGACAAGUUUGAUUUGUUUAGGAGUAACGUAACGUACUUAAAUAAUAACGAUGUCAUCACCCGUAAAACAAGAUCAUUUUAGAUUCUAGUAAAUUUAAACUUUACUAUUUGAUUUUAUUAUUUUCGAAUGGGAUUGGCAGGUAUUACUCAGAGAUGAGGAUGGCGUUACCAACGAUACCUCUCAGUUGUUCGCCGAAAGUCAACCAGGUGCUAGAAUGUCCCUUGGUGGACGCUGUGGCCACGAACCUGCUGGCACCGGUCAAGACGGAACGCGACAUUCUGGAGAACUCUAUGCUGGAGGAUGACCCGAACGCGAAUUGUGCUGUGGCAGAACCUCAGGAGGUGGUGACCGGUCCCAGAUGGGGUCCCCAACAUCGAGGGGCUCAAGAGUUGGCUAAUCUUUAUAGUGGUGGAAAGCGAAUCCAAGAAUGUAUAUGCGUGGCAAUGUGUCUAACCCUUAUGGCUGUUAAUUUAGUUUUUAUACUUUUCCAUAUUAGAAUCGAAAGGCUCAGUUUCGUCCUCGUUGUUGCAUUUUUUGGAAUCGUAACUGCCGACUUCUGUUCCGGUUUCGUCCAUUGGGCGGCAGAUACGUGGGGAUCAGUCGAGUUACCGGUGAUAGGAAAGAAUUUUCUUCGACCAUUCAGAGAACAUCAUAUCGAUCCCACCUCCAUAACUAGGCAUGACUUCAUUGAAACCAACGGUGAUAACUUUAUGGUGACCAUUCCAUUUUUAAGUCGCAUGGUAUGGGACUUUAUUGCACUCACAGAAGAAGACGUGCAGAAGAAAUUUGCUUGGAACUGUUAUGUGUUCCUUUUGGCAAUUUUUGUCGCUAUGACUAACCAAAUCCACAAAUGGUCCCACACAUACUUUGGCCUUCCGUCUUGGGUGGUGUUCCUACAAGAGUACCAUAUAAUACUACCCCGUCGCCACCACAGAAUUCACCACGUGGCGCCGCACGAAACGUACUUCUGUAUUACGACAGGCUGGCUGAAUUGGCCACUGGAAAAACUACGGUUCUGGAGCGGCCUGGAAGUAGUAAUCGAAGCAGUGACUGGUUUCAAACCCAGAGCCGAUGAUCUCAAAUGGGCGGAAAAACGCAAGUGAACAGUGCAAAUCGGUAUUAGUUCAAAAGUGUUCGUACGAUACCUGUGCGGUGUCAAUUAAUGGGUCCAAAGAAGCUUUUUAAUGUGAAUCGAAGUAGAUAUGUAUAUUUGACCAAAGAAAAAAUAUAUGUUAUAUUAAAGGGCAGAAUAUAAAUGUAUAAUCCUA